GGAGCUCCUAGAAGGAACUUCCCUUCCAAGGCUACUUUGCUGAAGUCUCAUCCUUCUGAGGAGAGUCAGCCUGGAGCAUGCAGCAGGACGGGAUCAGCAGCAUGAACCAGCUUGGGGGGCUCUUUGUGAAUGGCCGGCCCCUGCCUCUGGAUACCCGGCAGCAGAUUGUGCGGCUAGCAGUCAGUGGAAUGCGGCCCUGUGACAUCUCACGGAGCCUUAAGGUAUCUAACGGCUGUGUGAGCAAGAUCCUAGGGCGUUAUUACCGCACGGGUGUCUUGGAGCCCAAGGGCAUUGGGGGAAGCAAGCCACGGCUGGCUACACCCCCUGUGGUGGCUCGAAUUGCCCAGCUGAAGGGUGAGUGUCCAGCUCUCUUUGCCUGGGAAAUCCAACGCCAGCUUUGUGCUGAAGGGCUUUGCACCCAGGACAAGACUCCCAGCGUCUCCUCCAUCAACCGAGUCCUGCGGGCACUACAGGAGGACCAGGGACUACCGUGGACACAGCUCAGGUCACCAGCUGUUUUGGCUCCAGCUCUCCUCACUCCCCACAGUGGCUCUGAGACUCCCCGGGGUCCCCACCCAGGGACCGGCCACCGGAAUCGGACUAUCUUCUCCCCAAGCCAAGCAGAGGCACUGGAGAAAGAGUUCCAGCGUGGGCAGUAUCCUGAUUCAGUGGCCCGUGGAAAGCUGGCUGCUGCCACCUCUCUGCCUGAGGACACUGUGAGGGUCUGGUUUUCCAACAGAAGAGCCAAAUGGCGCCGGCAAGAGAAGCUCAAGUGGGAAAUGCAACUGCCAGGUGCUUCCCAGGGGCUGACUGUAUCAAGAGUUGCCCCAGGAAUCAUCUCUGCACAGCAGUCCCCUGGCAGUGUGCCCACAGCAGCCCUGCCUGCCCUGGAACCGCUGGGUCCUUCCUGCUAUCAGCUGUGCUGGGCAACAGCACCAGACAGGUGUCUGAGUGACACCCCACUUAAAGCCUGUCUCAAGCCCUGCUGGGGCCACUUGCCCCCACAGCCGAAUUCCCUGGACUCAGGACUGCUUUGCCUUCCUUGCCCUUCCUCCCACUGUCCCCUGGCCAGUCUUAGUGGCUGUGAGGCCCUGCUCUGGCCUGGCUGCCCACUACUGUACGGCUUGGAAUGAGGCAGGAAUGGGAAGGAGAUGGCAUAGGGAGGAUCUAAUACCAUCCUGCCCAUUGUCCUUACCAUCUUGCCCAUAUAGACUGUGGCUCCUUCCUCUUUCCUGUGAUUGCUCCCUCCUGUGUGGA
Molecule: messenger RNA, 1257 nt
Organism: Cercocebus atys (sooty mangabey)
Lineage: Eukaryota; Metazoa; Chordata; Mammalia; Primates; Cercopithecidae
Gene: PAX4
Product: paired box 4
Exons: 10
Coding region: 78-1133 (351 amino acids)
Biological process (GO): anatomical structure development; regulation of transcription by RNA polymerase II
Molecular function (GO): DNA-binding transcription factor activity, RNA polymerase II-specific; RNA polymerase II cis-regulatory region sequence-specific DNA binding
Source: RefSeq, a predicted model, not a curated record